AUGGACCCAGCGGAUCGCGUUCUUCAAGAGCUUCAGCGUGAGGUUGCCCAGGUUGAGCCCCUGCGGCAUCAGGUAGCUGUCUUUCAGGGUGAUUUGAGUGCAUACCAUCUUGAGGUCGAGGCUUUGCGUGCAGAAGUUAGGGCCUUGCGUGAUCAGAUCGCUCCUUUGCAAGAGGCCCACGUUCGUGCUUCUGCCCGCCUGCAGCCCCGCCUUGUGCGUCCUGCUCCAGCCAUUGAAUCCUUGACGGAGCGGGUGUUGCAUAACCAGAGCUGUUUUCAGUUUCUUGUUGUGGCGUUGCAGAGAACCUUCCCUCACGUUCAGUGGCAGUCCCUCCACGAGGUCCUUCGCAAGGCUCGUCUCGAACCAGGGGUCAAGCAGUCAUUGGACAGGGAAGCAGUUGUGCGGCGAUGGUUGUGUGUGUUGUUGCAUGAUACCAGUGCAUCUUCAAUGGGCCAGAUGCUUGCGGGGAGUGCGUGUGAUGGUGCCGAGCUUGUGUCUGAGACGUUUGAGGGCAAGGCAACAAGUACUCUUCUGAAAAGAGUCCGCUGCAUCGGGAAAUACGUGCAUUGGGCGUCGGACAAUGGGUGCGAUGCUUUCCCCUUCUCAAUUGAGAAGAUCCGGAGUUACCUCAAGGAUGCUAUUUCGGGUAACAAGAAGAGUGCCAUCCGGGAUUUUGCAAGCUCCUUGAAUUUUUGUCGCUUUGUGUUGGGGUUUCAGGUGAGUGAUGAUGUGACUUCACACCCAUGGUUCAAAGGGACGAUGAGAUUUGCCAACAUCCGGCUCCGGGAUGCCCACCGAUCACGGACCUUGACUGUGAAGGAGGUGAAGCAUCUUGAAGAGGCCUUGAUCGGGGGCCAUUUGGACCGUUUUGAUCGAUAUGCGCUCGGAGUUAUGUUGUUUCAGCUGUAUGCUCGAGCCCGAGUGUCUGAUUUGCGUAAUCUGUUCAAGGUUUACCUGGACAUAACCGGGGCAGAAGGGUAUAUCGAAGCACAUACGUACGAGCACAAAAGCCGUCGCAUCACCAGUGGACCCAGUGCUGUCCUCAUCCUGGUGGCUCCGAUCCAGGGGCUCGCCUCCCAGCCUUGGGGGCUUGCUUUUGUUCAGGCUGCCAAAGAUGUUGGGUUUGACUUUGAGAAAGGUUUCAGAGGUCCGAUGUUGCCCCGUUUUGCCAGCGAUUACACUUGGUCAGGGGAUGCGGUGGAUGCUGCUGAAACCACAAGGUGGCUGAAUGGCAUCCUCAAGGCGCUGAUGGGCGAAGUCCUUGAUGGCCUAACGAGCCAUGGCCUGAAAGCCACAACACUUUCGUGGGUGACAAAGGCAAAUUACGGGGACCGUACCAUCCUCGUGCUUGGCCAUCACUCACUGGGGGCUAGGGGCAAAACUUCCGAAGCAUAUGGUCGCGAUGUGCAGGCGGGACCGUUGAGAGACUUGUGUGCAUGCUUGAAAUCGAUCAGAGUGGGGGUCUUCCUUCCAGACUUGACCCGCAGUGGCAUGAUCAGGGAGCACGCUGAGUCGCCUGAUGAGUUCCCAAGUGGUUUUGCUUCUCGCCCCUCUCUCCAGCCGGCCUUUGCACCGUCCUUCAGUGUUGCUGGCCCUGCAAAUGACACGGCGCCCGACGAGGCAGCACCUUCUGAAGGGGGGGCUUCAGCGUUAAGUUUGGAUCGAGCUCCCGGUUUCCAGGAAGGUGAGACUGAGGUUGCCAGGGAGGCCGAGGAAGAUGCAGUCUUCGGUGGCGUGAGCCCAGAUCGUGUAUGUGAGUCAGGUUCCUUGGAGUCUUCUAGCGACAGUGAAUCUUCGGGCUCAUCCAGCGAGCCGGUUGAUUAUGAUGGCUUCCUCCGAGGCUUCGAGGUGCAGGCCCCGCGUGCAACCAUAGGGGUGGACCUGGAUCUCUUCCAGAACCCUAAGACCAAAUCAAUCCACGCAAGGGCCCGAGGUGCGACGCCCGACAGCAAGAUGCUUUGCGGUCGGCCGGCAAAAGGUUUUGUUCCCUUCUCUGGAAGAGUGCACAGCAAGCAUUGGAAGUGCAAGCAGUGUACGAUGGCUAAGCCCAUCCGAGACACUGGCUCGCUUUUGCAUCACCUGGACAGGCGCCUCGAGAGGACCUUUGCAGCUUCUUUGGCCACAGUCUACACAGUUUGCCGUAGCACCUCUGUGCAGGUGGGGUUGCCAGAUGAUGCAUUGCAACGGCUGCUUGACCAGGGCGUCGACACUCUGGCCAAACUGGCGUUUGCCCCUGGUCAUCCCGGGGAGUCCCCCAGUGACGAGAAACUCAAGGCCUUAGUUGCUCCAGUAGCUGCCCCCGGGGGUGCAGGUGGUGCCGAGCCCUCUCUUGGUACCGUCGCCGCGGUACGCAGGUUAGUCUUCGAAGCACAAACUUUGGUCGUCAAUGAGACCAAGUGCCUAGUUGAGAAUAAAGAAGAGCAGCCAAAAGAAUUGCCUCCAGCCGAACGGCGUGAUCGCCUGCAGAAACAAGCUGCCCGCCUUGCAGGUGUUGACUUGUCUGGUGUCAACGAGUGCUCGCAUGCAAGCUAUGACCUUUGCCUGAAGCUGAUUUCUGACAACUGUGUCUCGUAUCUUCAGCCUUCGAAGUUUACCUGCCGGCAGGCGGAACUGCGUAUGGAUAAGCCCCGCAAGGAACUUGAUGUCGCAGCCCCGGGCUCGUCCUCUUCCGUGCUCCUUAUCAAGGACCGCGCUGCAGAGCAGCAUUGCGACGUGACGCAUGCCCUUGAUCUAUUCCAGGCCCUGCAUCGUCGCGCGUUGGCCAUGGACCUUGUUGGCCUAAGCACGUAUGCUCGCGUGCAAGAGUGGAACUCUUUUCUUAUGAACCACCUACAGCAGCCUGUCCUGGCGGGAUACCGCAGCCCCACUGUUCAGCAACUCCUUCACGCUGAUAGAGCUGCCUGGGUCCGUUUGUCCGAGUUAACCCCAGCCGGGGUGCGUCGCAAGGCUACCGGUGAAUUGCCGUUGGAUAGCCUCUGGGCUGAUUUGCAGAAGGACCCGCGCGUAGUCUUUCACCUUUUGCCGCUUCCUGACUCUUCGGGCAAGCAUCCUGCGCCCGCCCCGCCGGGCGUUCCUGCUGCUGUGCCUGCUGGCUUGUUGCCGGUGGAGGUGUUGCCUGCCCGGCCUGAUGUUCCCCUUUCAGAAAGUGCAGCUCACCCUGGCGGUAGCAAGCAGCUGACUGUUUUCCAUGCUCUUGAAGUGUUUGCGGGCAGCGCUCGUCUUACUGUGGCCCUUCGUGCCGUGGGCUUGCAAGAUUCCUGUGGCGUCGAUCAUCGGAUCCCCAGGCAUUGCCCUUGUCCCAUGGUCAAACUUGACCUCACUCGCGAUUUUGAUGUACAGCUUUUGCAUGAUAUGAUCGACAACCCUUUUUGCCUUUAUGUGCAUUUUGCACCACCGUGUGGCACGAGCUCCCGUGCUCGCCUGAUCCAAGAGUCCGAUCACGAUCCCGAACCGUGUCGGGAUGAUACCUUUCCUGAUGGCCUACCCGGGCUUCCUGAUCGUUUGGCUCAACGUGUGGCUGCGGCCAACCGCCUCUAUGGCGUAACCGCUGCAGCCCUGAAACGGGCGGUUCUUGCUGGCAAGCUUGUCAGCUGCGAGAAUCCCCUGAAUUCUUUCAUGUGGCAGACCACUGCGUGGCGUCAGGGCACCUCCGGUUUGUCCUUGCGGGAAACUGUGUUUGACCAUUGUUGCUACGGGGGCAGCCGCCCCAAGCAUACGUUGUGGGUGCACAACGUGCCAGCCUUCGACCAACUCAGCCUGACGUGCCCUGGCGAGUCCGCCUCCCAUAAGCAUUUGCCUUGGGGUCGUGUGUCUAAGUUCCGCUAUGCUACUAGUGAGGAGACCGCUUACCCGCUUGGGUUGUGCAAGGCGGUCGCCGCGCUCCUGCUUGAGGAGCUCUGCCAGCGUGGGUUCCAGCUGCCUGCUCGUUCCCUGUCAGAUGAGGUUCGGCAGCAACAUAGAGCGGCCCAGGUCAGUCUCGGCUCCCAGCCCCGUGGCAAGAAGGUUGCUCCUAUGGUCGCUGAGUUCCGUGAUGUGGUCGUUGUGACAUCUGACCAUGACUUCUUGCCUGCUUCAGCCAAGCUGCCCGCGGCCGUGCCUGUUCCGCCCUCAGCCUCGUGUGACCCGCCUUUGCCAGAGCUGCCCAUGGGUUCUCGUAUAUUGCGUCGUGUUGCACUUGGGGGUGGAGAGACGCCGCGUUCUGGACCUUCAUCCCAGCCAAGCAGUAGGAAUCAGGGAAACCCGAACUGCCCCGUCGAGCAGUUCGCCUCUGUGUGCCUUCAACAGAAAACUAUCUUGGCUGAUGAUGUAACUCAGCUGUUCCAGCUCUUGAAGUCGGAUCGCUUGGCCAGAGGUGCUGGCCUGGAUGAUGAGUUUUCGUGGUCCACAGGGGCCUAUGCACAGGAUCCGAACGUGCCUGACUUGAUGGGCUGUGAGCUGAAGUUCGAGUCCAACAGGACACCAAGCCUCCUCACCGGCAGGGCCCGAGGAGUUCCACCUGAGCUGCAGCAAACGAUUGACUUCUUGGCGUCGGAGGGCAUGCACACCGUUGGUGCCAGUAGGACUGAAGCUUUACGUCAGUGGCUAGGGCGAGCCGCAGAGCUCGACGAGCAAGAACGUGUGUAUAAGGAGACACUGCCCAAGCACUGUGCGAGAACCUUGAGCAAGAAAAGGCUGCUUCUUUUCGGCGAGAUGAUUGAGGCUGCCGGCCACAAUGAUCCGUCGUUGGUUGCGGAUAUGUCUAAGGGUUUUGCUUUAGGAGGUCCGAUCCCCUACUGCCCUGAGUUCCGCGCUAAGCGUACAGCUGCCACCAUGGCGGUCGAUGACCUGCGAGGGUCAGCACAACGAAUGCGGAAGGGCAUCCUAAACUCUACCAAGAGCUCAGGAGAUGAUGUGGUGGAUGCUGAAACUUACCGAGUCACCUUGGACGAGGUGGAGCGGGGGUGGCUGGACGGGCCGCUGAAAGAGAGCGACUUGGGGGCCAGCUCUUUGUUGACCAGGCGCUUUGGCGUUGUGCAGAAUAACAAAACACGGCCCAUCGAUAACUACCUUGAAAGUGGUUUGAAUGCCACAUCUUCAUCGUACGACACAAUCACCGUGCACACCGCCGACUGCAUAGCAUCAGGUUUGGCCCGUCGACUGAGGGCCGAUGCAAAGUGCAGGUUGCACCAACUUCUCUUGAAGUCCUGGGACCUUCACAAGGCCUACAAAAACCUUCCACUAUCCCUGGAGGCGCUAGAGGACAGUUUCUUGUGCGUCUACGACCCAAAAGGGAAAUGUCCCCGAAUUUUCCGACAGAAGGUUCUUCCGUUUGGAUCACGGCACAGUGUGCACGCAUUUUGCCGGGUGUCACUAGGGAUAUGGAAAGUCCUUGUAGUGCUGUUUUUAUGCCACAUCAACGUUUACUUUGACGACUUUGUGGGUGUGGAGCUGGCUCCUCUGGCCCGCCUCUUCGACAUUGGUGUUUGCCUAGUAUUCCGUUUGUUGGGGUGGGAUGUCGCCGAAGACAAAGAAUCUGUGUUCGACUCCUGUGCAAAAGUGUUGGGGUUGAAGUUCGACUUGUCUGAGUCCCGUCUCGGACGUAUCACUCUGUGUAACACGGAGUCGAGGCGAGACGAGAUCUUCGAGGCCUUGUCCGACAUCCUUUCGUCUGGUUACCUCACGCAAAAGGAUGGCGAGCGCAUCAGGGGCCGACUCCAGUUUGCUGAAAACCAGAUAGCUGGAAAGGUUGCUGGAACAGCCUACAAACAACUGUCGCGGUUUGUGCAACGAGGGGGAGGACACCUGGAUGAGUGUACCAGGGUAGCCCUACUAAGGUUGCGCGAUCGAGUCAACUUCUCACCGCCCAGGGUGAUCUGCGCCAACAUCUUGACUACCAUGCAUCUUUAUGUCGAUGCCUCUUGUGAGGGUGAUAACGUAGGCUUGGGUGGUGUUCUUGUUAAUGAAGUGGGUUCGAAGAUGGGCUUUUUCAGUGACCGCGCGUCUGAGCAUGUGAGACGUCGCAUGAAUCCUGAGAGCGGCAACCCCAUUUUCGAGUACGAAUGCUUAGCCAUCCUUGUCGGACUCAGGUUGUGGGCUCCGCUCAUUCGCAGUACCAACCUCGUUGUGUUUACUGACAACGAGGGUGCCCUGGCCUGUAUGGUUGCCGGAAUUUCAAGCAACAAGUAUGGAGAAGCGAUUGCUCAGCAUGUUCAUGUGCUGUGUGACGAGCUUGGGCUUAACAUCUGGUUUGAACGCGUGAACACCUGCUCAAACGUGGCAGAUGCCCCCUCACGCGGCUCUAAAGAUCCAGAGCUGGGCAAAGAAUUCACGAUCGAUCUUGAUUCACUCGUUGAUCACGCCUUUGAGUCUUGGGGGUUGUGA
Molecule: messenger RNA, 6360 nt
Organism: Symbiodinium natans
Lineage: Eukaryota; Dinophyceae; Suessiales; Symbiodiniaceae
Source: the annotation of a GenBank genome assembly